AUGAUACGAUCGAUUACAUCCCAUAUUCUUAAAGCAAUUCACCCAAACUAGGCCUCAAAAUGCUUACCUAAAUAUUACUUGUCUGAUAAAGUCAAAGAAAAGUAAUUAAGAGAAAAUGACAUGCUUUGGAUUGCAGCAAAUGCAGAGUACUAAAUAUUCAAUAAUCAUUAGUGACAAAAGGUGUUCAAUCAUCGAGAUUCAAAAAUUCAUAUAAGAAGAGCCUAUGCUUGAGUAAUCCCCAAUUCGACUCAUUGAUUUGGGAAAUAAUUAUUUUCGACACAUAAAUCCCAGAAAAAAAAAGACUAUGCUUUAACUUUUAGAUGCCUAUGUUGAUAAUUUGACUUAAGAUGAAAACAAACUGUUUUAAGAUGCCCUAUCAAUCUACUUUGAUAAUACUUAUUAAGGGAAGGACAUGGAAACCUUAAGUUGUGAAGAAAAGGAUUUUCCAGAACCAUUAUUAUGGCAUAUCUAUAGCUUAAUGAUAUUUGAUAGAUUGAGCAGCAAUUAUGCACGAUAUGAAUAUUUGGAUUAAUUCGGAGUCAUUGAAUAUUUUAAUAAACGAGAUAAAGUAUCAAUAAAUUAUAUAUAUUAACUUUUAGUCUAAAAUCAAUCGAGUGAAGUAUGUAUUUACUUCUCAUCCAACUUAACCAAAUUCAUUGACCUAGUUGAUUGCUAUAAGUAGAAUGCUCCAAGGGAUAGAAUAAAAUGAUUACAAGUAUCUUAAAUAUGCUGCUAAGUUAUUUAUUUAAUCUAAUAAAUAAAGAGUUUUCAAUGUAAUUUAUUCAACUUAUUAUUUUAUAGAAAGUAUCCUACAUUGAAGAAUCAUUAAUAUAUCACACCUAAUAUUUACCCAAUCUUAUUAAGGCUGUGGCUCAAGCUUAUGAAUUAGGUUUGAAUAACCCAGAAUAAUAUAUUGAGACUCCAGGUACUUGGUUGACAUUUGAUUUUGAUAAUCAUCCAGGAAUGGUAAGCAUUUUAUUUCAUUUUUUUAGGAAAUUGGUAUUAUGACUUAUACUCAUGGGUUGACUAUUGAAUUGACCUUGUAAUAAUAUAAAGAGUACAUUUCUGAGGCCAAAUUAAAUGAGAAUGAAGAUUUUAAAUAAAUUUUAGAAUUAUAUUAAUAAGCUUUAGAUUAUAGUAAAAACUUAAGAGAUUUAAGUGAUAAAUUUAGAGUUAAGAAGGAAAUAUCACUUGAAGAAUUCUACUAAUAAAUGCCUAUAUUUAAUAUCAAAAAGAUAGAGGAUUAAAUUAAUUAGAUUCUAGAUCAAAUCUUAACAAAGAAUGAUGAUUCUAAGGAUUAUUUUAUAGCAUUAAAGCUGAAGAAACUCUAUUCUAUUUUCAG
This is a messenger RNA of Paramecium primaurelia, 1342 nucleotides long. The record is from the annotation of a GenBank genome assembly. Lineage: Eukaryota; Ciliophora; Oligohymenophorea; Peniculida; Parameciidae.